This is a messenger RNA of Trichosurus vulpecula (common brushtail), 2087 nucleotides long. RefSeq names its product angiopoietin 1 (gene ANGPT1). Gene Ontology annotation, biological process: angiogenesis; Tie signaling pathway. The transcript is spliced from 9 exons. The record is from RefSeq and is a predicted model, not a curated record. Lineage: Eukaryota; Metazoa; Chordata; Mammalia; Diprotodontia; Phalangeridae. Bases 40 to 1536 code for a protein of 498 amino acids. Gene Ontology annotation, molecular function: receptor tyrosine kinase binding.
AAAAGUUGUGCCGAGGCUGAUAAGAAAGGUGUUGAUACCAUGACAGUUUUCCUCUCCUUUGCUUUCCUGGCUGCUAUUCUGACUCACAUAGGGUGCAGUAAUCAACGGAGAAGCCCGGACAGUAGCGGGCGAAGGUACAAUCGGAUUCAGCACGGACAGUGCGCCUACACUUUCAUUCUGCCGGAACAGGACAUUAACUGCCGGGAGAGCACCACGGACCAGUACAACACCAAUGCGCUGCAGAGAGAUGCUCCUCUCGUGGAACCGGAUUUCUCUUCCCAGAAACUGCAACAUCUGGAACAUGUGAUGGAAAACUAUACUCAGUGGCUGCAAAAACUUGAGAAUUACAUUGUGGAAAAUAUGAAGUCGGAGAUGGCUCAGCUACAGCAGAAUGCCGUUCAGAACCAUACGGCCACCAUGCUUGAGAUAGGAACCAGCCUUCUUAGUCAGACAGCAGAGCAGACAAGAAAACUUACAGAUGUUGAGACCCAGGUCCUAAAUCAGACAUCUCGACUUGAAAUUCAGCUAUUGGAGAAUUCAUUAUCAACUUACAAGCUAGAAAAACAACUGCUUCAACAGACACAUGAAAUCCUAAAAAUCCACGAGAAAAACAGUCUAUUAGAGCAUAAAAUCCUAGAAAUGGAAGAAAGACACAAGGAAGAGUUGGACACUUUAAAGGAAGAGAAGGAGAACCUGCAAAGCCUGGUUACUCGUCAGACAUACAUAAUCCAGGAGUUGGAGAAACAGUUAAACAGGGCAACCAGUAACAACAGUGUCCUUCAGAAGCAACAGCUGGAGUUGAUGGACACAGUUCACAACCUCGUCAAUCUUUGUACUAAAGAAGGUGUUUUACUUAAGAGUGCAAAAAGAGAGGAGGACAAACCAUUUAGAGACUGUGCAGAUGUGUAUCAAGCUGGUUUUAAUAAAAGUGGAAUCUACACUAUUUAUAUUAAUAACGUGCCAGAGCCCAAAAAGGUAUUUUGCAAUAUGGAGCUUACAGGAGGAGGUUGGACAGUGAUACAACAUCGUGAAGAUGGGAGUCUGGAUUUUCAAAGAGGAUGGAAAGAAUACAAAAUGGGUUUUGGUAAUCCAUCUGGUGAAUACUGGCUGGGAAAUGAGUUUAUCUUUGCAAUUACCAGUCAGAGGCAAUAUUCUCUAAGAAUUGAGUUAAUGGACUGGGAAGGAAAUCGUGCAUAUUCACUGUAUGACAGAUUUCACAUAGGAAAUGAAAAGCAAAAUUAUAGGUUAUAUUUAAAAGGCCACAGUGGGACAGCAGGAAAACAGAGUAGUCUGAUCUUACAUGGUGCUGAUUUUAGCACGAAAGAUGCUGAUAAUGACAACUGUAUGUGCAAAUGUGCUGUCAUGCUAACUGGAGGCUGGUGGUUUGAUGCCUGUGGCCCAUCCAAUCUCAAUGGGAUGUUCUAUACUGCCGGGCAGAACCAUGGAAAGCUGAAUGGGAUCAAGUGGCAUUACUUCAAAGGCCCCAGCUAUUCCUUACGGUCUACAACAAUGAUGAUCCGACCCUCUGACUUCUGAAAGCACCCCAUCGGAAGCCAUUAGAAGUCAACAAACAGAUACACGGAGCCGAGCUACUACCAGAAGACAGACUUCUUGUGUCAACAACCGGAAGCAAACAGUCUCAACUUCCCUCCACCUGUGUAGUAGUGAAAUGGAAGCCCAGUUGUUUCUCUCCUUUGGCUUAAAGGCAUGAUCAAACUCACCAAAGUCUCCCCUUGGGCUGCUGAGCCUAGAUUUUCGGGCUAAAUGGAAUGUGCUUCACCAUUCCACUUGACAAAAGAAAGAAAAGAGUUCACUUGCUGGGUUUCAUCUGCUAUACCUGGAGCUCACCUUGGAACGAUGAGGACCAGAUGGCCAAUGCAUUUUCUUUCAUUGGAAAAAGGCCAAUUAAAAAAGGAGAGUAUUGACUUCAGAACUGAAGGACAAAAAAAAUCAACUCACCGUUAUCCAUUAGGGGAAAAAUAAAUGUAUUUCACCCAUGAAAUGGCAUCACAUCUAUGCAAAGUAUGGCAAAGAAGGCUUUGGUUCUUGCACAGCUCAAAUGAAUGUCCAGGAGGAACAUUUGGAUC